AUGGCCGUCGCCGGUGUGUGGACAAAUCUGGUGUUUAUAGCUUUCGUGCAGCUGAUCUUUGUGCAAGCUGAACUGGAUGAAUGCGCAGCUGUGCAGGUUGGAACCCCCAAAGUUCGAGCACUCGACCGCACGUCGCCUGAAUUCCUGGCAUUCAUGAAGGAGGUUGAUGCAAAGAUGGUCCCGAUUGAAGCUCCACAUCUGCUAAACGAACGGUGCAUUGACAUGAUGAGGCAGCUCGCAAAAACAAAAGGGACCUUAAAGAGGCGAGUUGACAUUCACACGGGUGCAUUCUUCCAAGAGGGAAGCUUCAAUGAGAGUUCCGACCUGGUCCGAAAGUUACGCCUUGCACCAAUGUCUUUCCUGGCAACGCAAGAUCUCAAAAAAGUCAAGCUCCAUUUCUGGUCGAAUCUCAGCCCGGACAGCUCUGCCGUGCAGGAGAUCUUCGGUCCCUUUUUUCAAAACCCAGCGUACGCAAAAAGCAUUAAGAUCAGCCAGUUCGUUCCGGACAAGGAAUGCUCAAAGGUCUUUCCGACCACGCCGGGGAUGGCUAGCACACUGCGCGACAUUUACGAAGCACAGACAAAUCCGACUUCCAUUUCAGACCUCAUGCGGGUGACUGUGUUGCACAACUAUGGUGGAGCUUGGAUCGACAGUGAUGUCCUACUUAUUCGAGACAUGACACCGAUUCUUGAGGAGGAGUUUGGUCUACAGACAUGUUAA
Molecule: messenger RNA, 720 nt
Organism: Symbiodinium pilosum
Lineage: Eukaryota; Dinophyceae; Suessiales; Symbiodiniaceae
Source: the annotation of a GenBank genome assembly